This is a messenger RNA of Cottoperca gobio, 1817 nucleotides long. RefSeq names its product transcription elongation factor, mitochondrial (gene tefm). The transcript has 5 exons. The record is from RefSeq and is a predicted model, not a curated record. Gene Ontology annotation, biological process: mitochondrial transcription; transcription elongation by mitochondrial RNA polymerase. Gene Ontology annotation, cellular component: mitochondrial nucleoid. Bases 136 to 1257 code for a protein of 373 amino acids. Gene Ontology annotation, molecular function: DNA polymerase processivity factor activity; nucleic acid binding. NCBI's taxonomy places the organism in Eukaryota, Metazoa, Chordata, Actinopteri, Perciformes, Bovichtidae.
GACCGGAACCAAUGUGGUGUUGUUGUUUUACGCCGGCGGAUGGAAAACCGUCGGACAACAAUCAAAGGGCAAAGCUGUUCAACCUGUAUAAUGUUGUAGCUAAAAAAAAUCGAUUAUUUAUUUUAAUUAACGACAAUGUGGGUCGCCAGGAGACUUCUGUCGUCGGUCACUCAGAGAAGUAAAUAUGCAGGACAGUCUGGUUUAUUCCCUCGCCCUCAGCACGGCUGCCUCCCUGAGCUGGAGCCGCGGUACCUCCAGUGCACAUGUUGCUGGCGGAGCCGGGUCCCCGUGGCACGCUUUGAGACCCUGAACGCCUCCAUCUCCUUAACUUCUGCACCCUGCAAAGAAGACAACAGAUCCCUGGAUGACUGCUACACUUCUGAGCAACGAGACUCCAUCCUCCAGCUGCUCAACACCGCCUCACCGUUAGAGAUGACAGACGUCAAGCUCCUCAGAGGCCGCAAGUCCGUCAACAUUGUUGAGUACAGGACUAAAAACGGACCUUUUAAAACUCUGGAGAGUGUGGUGAACGUACCGCUGCUGAAGCACAAAAGUGCAGUCACGGUGUUCAACUCCAUUCUCAACCCAGUUAAGAAGGAGAAGAAAGUGAGGAUUCAGUGGGCCAAGUUCAUCAGGCCAGAGGUUGACAGGUCCUGGUUGGAGGAGGCCAAUACAAUUGUGUCACUAGUCUGCGGGACCAAUAAAAUCGCCUGGGCUCAUGUGGACCGUGGGAUGACGGUGCUGGAAUGGCAAGAGCUGGUGUGUCCAAAUUUCUUGAGGGGAACAUACAUGGCUUCUGCUUACUUGAGUGAUGUUUCUGCAGUUCUGACACUCCUCCCAUCAGCUGACUUUUACAUAAUAGAGAAAUCCUCCAUGUCGGUCCAGAAUACGGCUCUGUUCCCCGUCAUGGCCCACAUGAGGACCGUGGAGGCCAUGCUGUUUGCUCUGCUUGAGCGAAGAAACUUACCACCUGAGUCCAACUUCCCUCCAAGGGUUUUGAAUAUGAUGCGUAUGGCAGUGGGACGUCACUUUGAACUCGUGGUGGGCGAAUCGCGGACCAGUGGAGCACAGGCUGUGCGGCAGCUGAUGGCACAGUCGGUGACCCAGAAGCUCCCCAGGAUAAACUUCUCCCCUGAGCUGCUGGUGAAAUACAGGAAUUAUUUCCAGAUGGGCAGCAGAAGAGAAGGCGAGGAACUCUGUGACGCUCUGCUUCAGGCUUUGGCUUUUUAUGAGCUGCUCAGCAAAUCUUCCAGUUAGCCACCACAUGGUCGGAUCUCAUGCCCCAACCGUGCACUACAUGCCCCAACAUAAACCUCUUGAGUGGCAUUCUGAGCCCUUUUGGACUUUUAACAAACAUUUACCUCUUGAACAGAUUCGGUGGGGGUGGAUGGUACAAUAUAGUGAAUGUUUUUGCUGUUACAUGAAACACUCUUAAUACUGUAUAUAUAUUUUUUGUGAUAUGAGGGUUGGCUGCAGUGUUUUUGUUAUUUCCGUGUCGACCUUGUUCGAUUUGGAAACUUAAAGUAAAAAUGCCUUCUGAGGUUUUAUGGAUUAUGCAACAACUUUUAUGAAAACACUGCAAUGAUCUCCCCGGCAACCCACGAGUACCUGAACACAUUUCUUUAAAAAUAAUCAUUUUAAUAAUACAUUUUAUUUACUUUUCCUGGUUACACGUGUAAAUAAAACACGAUUUCACAUCUCAACUGCAUUACAUUCAUUGGACAGUAUUCAGGUUAAUCAAUGCACAGAUGAAAAAUAAAACGCUGACUGUAGCAAAGUGAAGCAGUAGGAGGUUCUCUACGAGAAAUCUUCGGCCA